Pestalotiopsis fici W106-1 is the source of this 2250-nucleotide messenger RNA. RefSeq lists its product as uncharacterized. The transcript is spliced from 3 exons. NCBI's taxonomy places the organism in Eukaryota, Fungi, Ascomycota, Sordariomycetes, Amphisphaeriales, Sporocadaceae. The coding region runs from base 1 to 2250 and encodes 749 amino acids. The record is from RefSeq and is a predicted model, not a curated record. Gene Ontology annotation, molecular function: NADP binding; flavin adenine dinucleotide binding; N,N-dimethylaniline monooxygenase activity.
AUGGGCCCUUUCCGGCAUGGAAUCCGACAAAGAUCUGUGAUAACAGGCGGCGAAUACAAGAACACCUUGCAGUCCGAUGGAGUCAUGAUACGACGAUGCGCUGGUCCUUCAGGCCUGGUCGCGGCCAAGACGUUUCUUCAUGAUGUGGCACCGGGGACUUUCCACGUGACUGUCUACGACGUUCAAACCCGCAUAGGCGGUCUCUGGCCGCUAAGCAAAAAUGAUACAGCUGGCCUGGUGCAUCCUUUGAUGAUCGCAAAUCAGAGCAAACAUACCGUGCAGUUUAGCGACUUUGCCUGGGAUGAUGGUGCGCCACAGAUGCCGAAAGCCUGGCAGGUCGGCCAGUAUCUAGAGCGUUAUUCCAAGAGAUAUGGUGGCGCUGAUAUUCGACUUGGUCACAAGGUUGUACGGACGGAGCUUCAAAAUGGCGGCCAGUGGCAAGUCGAAACCGAAUCGGAGCAAGGUGCCCAGACCAGCGUCUUUGACUACCUCUUGGUUACCACUGGAUUCUUUGGAAAGCCUAUCUGGCCCGACUAUGUGCCUCAGAGUGGCCCUCUAUCUGUCAUCCACAGUAGCAAGUAUCGUGACUUGACAAGCUUGCUGGGUAAGGAGGAGACGCAGGGAAGUAAGAUCCUCAUUGUUGGUGGUCAAAUGUCGGGCAUUGAGAUUGCCGGGACAAUUGCAUCUCAUUUGUCAUCUGCGACAAACUCUCCGGGAGAAAAGACCAUAGCCAAUCCGGAAAAGUACACGAUACACCAUGUUGCGCAGAGACCUGCCUGGGUUUUUCCACUCUUCACAUCAGCCAAGCCUGAUUCUCGUGCACCACCAUUCUUACCAUGUGAUUUGCCAUCUUAUAAUCAAGCCAUGAGGCCUCAACCACUGGCUAACAACUCGGGCCACAUCAGCGUCGAUGCUGCCAAGAAAUCAAAUGGUGUCUUUGAAUCAGUUCUUGGCACCGACCAAAGUGACUUUUCUCCGGAAAUCAAGAUUGGGGCUGAAAUUCGAGAAGAGCAACCGUUCCUGGCCAUGAGCUCCCAUUAUGCUGACUUUGUCCGUUCAGGGCUGAUCAAGGUCAGCCAGGGAAGAGUAUCCGCGUUUGACGGUUCCACUGCUGCGGUUGUCCCUUCAGGCGAGAACAUCACAGAUGUAGCUGCCGUGGUUCUUGCUACCGGGUUCGACCCGGCACCUUCACUCGGUUUCCUUCAGCCCGAGGUGCUCGAGACCAUUUCGUUUUCUCCCUCCACACCGACUCUGCCGGCUGCUCUGGCCUUUCAUGGCACACACCAUCAAGCGUAUCCGAGUCUGGGCUUUGUAGGAUUCUAUCGCUCUCCAUACUGGGGCGUCAUGGAAAUGCAAGCACGGUUCAUGGCGCACAUGUGGUCGACUCCAGCCCCAUCUGAGAGCUUUAAAGAGGCACUUGCUGCAGACAACAGCAUCGAGAGAACUUUGUCUUUACGGACAGACCCUCGCUGCUCUCAAUUUCCCAUGGGAGACUAUGUAUUCCUAAUGGCCGAGUUCGCAAAGGCUCUUGAGAUCCCCAUCGUUCCAGCGAGGGAGACGCCAGCAUUAGCCAACGGGAAAACCAUGGAUAUAAUCACGCCUGCACGGUAUGUCUCACAUGGCGCAUCAGAUGCAGCGCUCGAAGAAGUAGAGAAGAACCUAGUCUCGACACAGGAGACUGCCAUAGCCGGCCUCACCAAGGCCAAGUUUGUAGCUCAUGCAGUCUUUCGGUCGCUCCUCGGCGAAUGGAAGCUAGAUCGCGCGUUAAAGUCAAAGCUACCAAGCCAUCCGAGCGGUCGCUUCGUGGGCACGGCAAAGUUCCUGCUGCGGGACGGUACUACCGACGGACGCACCGUUGCCGAGGGUCAGGACCUGGGAAUGGAGUAUCUGUACGUCGAGGACGGCGACUUCAUCGCCGACAAUGGUAUGAAGUUUAGGGCCACGCGCCGGUAUGUCUGGCGGUAUGAUGAAGCCAAGGAUGUGUUGAGUGUCUGGUUCGCGCGGACUGACGACAACACGCGUGCCGAUUACCUCUUUCAUAACCUUGAAUUUCUCGUACCAAACGGGGACGAGAAUGAGGAGGCCAAGGACUGGCAGGCAGAGGCAAGCCACCUCUGCAUCGAGGAUCUGUAUGACGUGCACUAUGAUUUUAAUUUCAAGGCAGUCAACUUAAAGGACUGGAAGCUGGCUUACUCUGUCAAGGGACCAAAGAAAGAUUAUACCAUUGCUGGAAAGUAUAGUAGAGUAUAG